Paramecium octaurelia is the source of this 13135-nucleotide messenger RNA. NCBI's taxonomy places the organism in Eukaryota, Ciliophora, Oligohymenophorea, Peniculida, Parameciidae. The record is from the annotation of a GenBank genome assembly.
AUGAAACUCCUAUAUGUUUAAUUGUAAUUGAGUGACACUUAAUCUGGAUCUGCUUAAUGUGUCUGUUUGAUUAGUUAAUCUUCUUCUGAAUCAUCUGAAAAACUCAUUAAUAUAUGCAUAUCUGUAAUAUAUUAUUUUAUUUUAGAAAGAAAAAGAAAUGCAUUCGAAGGGUAAGAGAACUUUAGGUAAUAUAAAAUGAUGGAGUAUUUAGGCCCAAUAUAAAAAAUCAAUACCCCUUCCUUUGAUUUUCAAUCAGCCUUUAAGGAACAUUAGGAAGUAGAGGAAAGGAUUAAAAAAGAAACUGAAACCCAAGACCCAAGGUAUUGUGACUCACAUAUUUUCAAGGAAACUUGUGAUGAAUCUAUUGAACGAUAGAGACAACUUACAACCCAUAGAUGGCACUCUAACUAGUUCAUAAUUUGGGAUGAAGAAAAAGGUAAUUCUAAUUUAUAUAUUCUUAAAAUAGAUAAACCUACGUACUAAUCGAUAGGUUAAAAGUUAAGUGCCUUUACUUACUGGUUAGAUCAAGAAUUUGACUUCACUUAAUUUUAAUUCUCCAUCCAAUACAUUGAAAUUUGAUGUGGAUUCCUAAUUCAAUUCCAAAAGGUCAAAUUUCAUUCCAAAUUUUAUAAAUUCAGGCAGGAAUUUCGAUGUGGAAGUGAAAGGAACCUUGGGCGAAGAAUUCACUGAAUUUUAGAUGUGUAAUUACCUUAAUUCAAUAAUUAGAUGAUGAUGACUCAUAACCUGAGGACAUUCCAAAAAAUAAGAAUUUCUCCAAUGGAGGCAGAAUGGCCAAUAAAAAAUUGAAGGAUUACGAUUGUUGGGAUGAAGACAAAACUCCUGAACAAUGGAUUGAAUUAUGUCGUAAAACCAAUCCUCCACAUGCCAAGUGUCCACUUUUUGAUCAUUCGGACAAAUACAUUUGGACAGACGUUGAAGUUCUUAGCUAUCAAGAUGGACGCUAUGAAGUUAAAGUAUUGAGAAAUAAUAAAAUCAAAUGGAUUGGAAGACUGUCUUUAUUGUUCUUUGCAGAAGACCCCAUUAAGUUUGAAUAGAGAGUAGAAUUGUGUAAGUAAAGAUAAAGAAAUGCUGAUGAUGAAUAUCGAUUUCUUAAAUACAUCGAUUCUUUGCCUGAUUCAAUGACAUCUACUUUGUCGACUGAAAUGCAAAAGAAGAUUGAUGAUUUCACCUACUUCAGAGAAUUACCUUAUAUAACAAAAGAGGAUCCUAGCAAAACAGCCCCAGGAUUUCCAUAAAUACAAAGCUUAAAGGAUGAAUCAAAGACAAUGAUUACAGACCCAGAAAUAAAGAGAAAAUAAUUACAGAAUUUGGAUCUACUCAAAAAAGAUCUAGUUAAACAAGUAGAAAAAGAGUACAUUAUGCUCAUGAAGAAAUGCUCAAUUCUAAAAGAUAUGGAAAUUAAUAAAAAUGAUAUUAAAUGGAUCCAACUUAGAAUCAGAAAUAGAUUUGAGUAGAUCAAAAAACCAUUCUAUGGAUUGUGUAAACAGUUUGGAAGUGAUACCAAGAUCAUUACUUAUGAAUCAUAAGCUCAAUCAGCUAAAUCAUUUAAUAAAUAAUAAGAGUAUUGGGCAUUUGUCCCUACUAGAUAAGUUAUCUAAUCAUUACAUUAUUCCAAAUUGACUGUUGUUGUUAAUACACUUAAUGCCUUGACUGCAAGAUCUCAAUUAUAUCAAAACUUCCCAUUGUUAAAUGUAUUGCUGAAUCAUCAAUCACUUCCAAUGACUCUAUCCAAUUUUGAAAGUCAAUAAAAACAACAUUAAGUGCAAGGUAGAUAAACUCUAUAAGUGCAAUGGAGGAGUACCAUCGUUGGUGAUAUUCAAGAUAAAUUAAGGGAAAAGUAUAGAUUCUAUUAGACUGAAACUGAAGAUUAUUUAGAUAGUGACUUGUAAAAGUUACUGAUAAGAAUUGAUUACAUGUUUACUAAUUACAUCAGAGAGAACGUAGUCAAAUAGAAUUGUAUAGCUUGGGUUGACUUUAUUAAGAAAUUUACUACUCCAAAACAAGGAGAAUAUUGGAGGAUUAAUGAUUACCCACUUAUGAUUCUUAAUCUUGAAGUCAAUCUUAGUUUCAAAAGGAGUAAGAAAAAUGAAAAGAAGGUCAAGUAAGAUGAUACUCCACUAUUUGAGGAAGAUCCCACUAAUGCUAUUUACUAUUCUCCAAGCUUACAAUCUAUAUAAGCUGCCCUCUUGAAACCAUUAGAUCUGUUGUUAGAAUCAGUUAAUUCAUUUAAUCGUUUAGAAAAAGAUCUUGUUCCUCUCGUUGAUAUUGAUUAAAAAAAGGAGGUUAAAGGACGAUUAAGAGCCUAUGAAAUAGAAAAUGAUUAGGAUUAGAUUUGGGUUAAGUGGGCAAGAGACAAGAUUUUGGAAUACGUUGAAAUUGGUUUUCAAAAACCAAAUGAAAUGCUUUAGCGUUUUAGAGAAUAUAGUUUUCUUUUAGAAAAACCAGUUUCAAGCAUAUUAAAGAGUUUAUUUGGUGAUAUUUCUAAGAAACCAAUCAUAACAUCUUUGGAUAAGGAUGAGAUCCAAAAAAAAUUGAAUGAUUUUAUCAAUGCUAAAUUGUAAAUACAAAGGUUGUGUUUGGAUGAAAAGAAUGAAUAAUUCUUUUAGAUAAAAACAAGAAUUGCAAAGGAAAAUUUAAUUUAAAAGGCAAAUGAAUUUGUGUCUUCUAUUUUGAAACAAUGCUCAGAAAUAGUGACAGACAACAUUAGUCGUCUUAGUGUUGAGUAUAAUGAUAUGAGUGAAAGAAUUACAAAGCAACCAAAAAAUGAGGCAGAAUUAGUAGAAUUAAAGACCUACAUCGCUGAACAUGAAGUUAAUUUAGCCAAAAAGAAAUAAGAAGUAGAUUGCCUAUAUGAUUAUUUGACAAUAUUUGAGGAAAUGAACCAUACAUUUGAAGACAAAAACCUUUAUGAAUUUUGGAAUUUGUAUAGUUUCCCACCAGAAAUUAAGAAUCAUGUCAUUGAAGGAUAAAGAAAAGCAAAUCUUUAGGAGUAAAAGUUCAUAGAAAAUUUGGAUAAUGAAAAGGAUAAGUUUCAAGGCGAAUUGAGAGAAUUAGCUGAGUUAUAUCUCACAGUUUAGAAAUUCGAUGAUUACACCAAAGCAAAGGAAAAUGCCACUGAAGUGAUGUUAUUAAAUGAAAGAUUAUAGAAGGCUAAGGAGAAAGUAGAAUCCUUCAAUGAGAGAGAAAGAUUAUUUAAAUCCCCAGAAUCUGUCUAUGAUGAAUUGGAAUAGUUAAUUAAGAACUUUGCUAUUUAUUAUAAUUUAUGGACUUAUUUCAUUGAAUUUGAAAUGGAAAAGGGAGAUUGGUGUACUGGUUCAUUUUUAAAAUUGAACUUUACUGAAAUAGAUUCUAAGGUUAGAACUAAUUAAAGAAAUGUCAAUAUACUCAUUAAGGCAUUCUCAGAUACAGGAGAUGAUACUGCUGUAGAAGUGGCUAGAAAACUCAAGAGCCAGAUUGAUGAGUUUAAAGAAAAGUUGUGGUUAAUUGAAUUACUUACGACAGAGGCCAUGAAAAUUAAAUUGAAUAUGUGGAAGGAUAUUUGGAAGAUUGUUGGAAUUGUUGAUUAAGAAACAAAUGAUGACCUAUCAUUAGAUACACUUGUCUCACAUGGUUUGAUGAAUCAUAGAAGUGACAUUGAGGAAGUAUCAAGAAGGGCUGAAAAACAAUGGUAAAUUGAAAAGAAUCUGAAUUUAAUUCAAGAAAAGUUGAAAGAUUAAAAGGUUGAGAUGAUCCCAUACAAGAAGACUGGAACUUUUGUGUUAAAGUCUCUUGAAGAAGUAGUCCAAUGUUUUGAUGAUCAAUUCAACAUCUUAUUGAUGCUAAAGGCACAACCAUAAAUAAAGGCAGUCUUACAUAAGGCUUAAGCCUUAGAAUACAAGAUAGUAUUGAUUUAAGAUACCUUGGAUGGAUGGAUAAAAUGUUAAAGAGGUUGGAUGUAUUUAGAACCAAUCUUUACGUCAGACGACAUAAAGAAGAAAAUGCCUUAAGAAACAUUAAAGUUUUAGAAGGUGGAUUCGCAUUGGAGAACAGUCAUGGAAUAAUUUAGCAAAGAGCCAAAUUUAUGGGAUGGAGUAGAGAGUGAUAAGAUGAAAAAUGAAUUUGAUUAAGAUAAUAAAGCUUUAGAUUAGAUUUAGAAAUCUUUGAGUGAGUAUUUAGAAACUAAACGUAAUUCUUUUCCAAGAUUUUACUUUUUAUCAGAUGAAGAAUUGUUAGAAAUUUUGGCAUAAACUAAGGAUCCUGAAACUGUACAAAAGCAUAUUAAUAAAUGCUUCGAAGCCAUCAAUUUAUUGGAAUUUGUCAAUGGAUAAGAGGUUGUUGCGAUGAUUUCAGCUGAAAAAGAGAAAGUACCUUUUUCAAAAGCUAUAAAUGUAAAUGAGGGAGAUAAAAAAGGAAAUGUUGAAAAAUGGCUUUGCGAAAUUGAAGCAGUUAUGAUAGACACUCUUAAAAAGAUUAUGAAGGCAUCUCAUUUGGAUGUAGAUACUAAAAGAGUGGUUUGGGUUAGAAAAUGGCCAGCAUAAAUAGUGUUAGCUGUUAAUAUGAUCAGAUGGACUAGAGGUAGUGAAACCUCAAUAAAUGAUAAGGAUAAUUCUCAUGGGGGAUUGGCAGGGUUCUUAUAAUAAUUAAUAAAUGAACUUAGAGAUAUAGUAGAUUUAGUUAGAUAGGAUUUAUCUCCUUUAGAGAGAUUAACAUUGGGAGCUUUGGUUGUGUUGGAUGUUCAUGCAAGAGAUGUUAUCAGAUAGUUGGUUAAAAUUGGUUGCAAUGAUAUUAAUAAUUUCUAAUGGAUGGCAUAGUUAAGAUAUUAUUGGACUGAAUAGGUAAUGAAAUGUAACGUAAGAAUGAUAAACGCUGAUUUACUCUAUGGAUAUGAAUAUUUGGGUAAUAGCAUGAGAUUGGUUAUUACACCUUUGACAGACAGAUGUUAUCGUACUUUGAUGGGCGCAUUCCAUUUAUAAUAUGGAGGUGCACCUGAAGGUCCUGCAGGAACAGGUAAAACAGAAACAGUCAAAGAUUUAGCUAAGGCAUUAGCAGUCUAAUGUGUUGUGUUUAAUUGCUCUGAUGGUUUGAAUUAUUUAGCUAUGAGUAAAUUCUUUAAAGGGUUGGCAAGUUCAGGAGCAUGGUGUUGUUUUGAUGAGUUUAAUCGUAUUGAUUUAGAAGUGUUAUCAGUUAUUGCUUAAUAAGUACUUACUAUCUAAGAUGCUAUCAAACAAAAGAGACCAGAAUUUGAAUUUGAAGGAACUCCAAUUAAACUUGUGCCUUCCUGCGCUAUCAAUAUCACAAUGAAUCCAGGGUAUGCUGGAAGAUCUGAUUUACCUGACAACUUAAAAGCUUUAUUUAGACCAUGCGCUAUGAUGGUUCCAGAUUACGCAUUGAUUUCAGAAAUCUAUUUAGCUUCAGUAGGAUUUCAAGAUGCAAAUAAUUUGGCUCGCAAAAUUGUUGCUUCACUCAGAUUAUCGUCAGAAUAAUUAUCAUCAUAAGACCAUUACGAUUUUGGUAUGAGAGCUUUGAAAGCUAUUUUGACAGCUGCAGGUAAUUUAAAAAGAGUCAUGAAUGAUAUUGAGGAUAUUAUCUGUUUGAGAGCACUUAUGGAUGUCAAUAUUCCAAAGUUUACAAUUAAUGAUGUACCUCUAUUUAAUUCAAUUACUUCUGAUCUCUUUCCAGGAAUUAAGUUACCAGAAUAAGACUAUGGAGCAUUGGAAACAGCACUCAAAAACAUAGCAUAAGAGAUAAAUAUUUAAGCAGAAAAAGGUUUCAUUGAAAAAUGUAUUCAAUUAUUUGACACCAUCAAUGUUCGACAUGGUUUGAUGAUUGUAGGAUAGGCGUUUGCAGGUAAAUCUAAGGUCUUGGAAUGCUUGGCCAAAGCAAUGUCAUCAUUAAAUAAAAUACAAUCAUUUGUGAAUGUUGCUGUGCUUAAACUGAAUCCAAAAUCAAUCACUUCAGAUUAAUUGUAUGGUAAAUUGGAUCCAGAUACAAAAUCAUGGACUGAUGGAGUCAUUGCAAUUAUUAUGAGAUAGUGUGCAUAAGAUGCAGAAAUCGAAGAAAGAAAAUGGGUUGUAUUUGAUGGACCUGUUGAUGCAGUUUGGAUUGAAAAUAUGAAUACAGUAUUGGAUGAUAAUAAGAAAUUAUGUUUGACGUCAGGUGAAAUCAUUAAGAUGACAAAUUGGAUGACUAUGAUGUUUGAAGUAGAAGAUCUGGCUGUUGCAUCUCCUGCCACUGUUAGUCGAUGUGGUAUGGUCUUUUUGGAGACAUAAUAAAUUGGAUGGUAUGCUUUAGUGAAAUCAUAUAUACAAACAAUUCCAGAGAAAUUUAUAGAACAUCAUUACUUAGAUGAUUUGUUGAGAGUUCUGAUUGAUUGUUGCUAGGAAUGGUUGAGAAAGAAUGGGAAAUUCCCAAUAUAUAAAAGUGAAAUGACUUUAGUCAAAAAUAUGUUACUCAUUUUGCAAACGUAUGUAUAGGAAUGGACAGAUAUGGAUGACAAGGCUUCACAAAAAUAAAUUAAUCAUAACGAAGUUAAGGAUAUUAUCUCAAAGGCCAUAUUAUUCUCUUGUGUUUGGAGUUUUGGAGCUGCAAUUGACGAAGUGUGUAGAAAACAAUUCAAUUAGUUUUUAAUUAAAUUAACUUCAUCAGAAGAUGUUUAAGAUUCCUAUAAGUUGCAAUUACAGUAUAAAUUCUAGCCAAUCUCAAUAAAUGCUAAAUUACCAGAUAAAGCCAAUCUAUUUGAUAUGGUUUAUGAUAGAAAUAAAAAUAAUUUCAUAAGUUGGACUUAAACCUAACCACCAUUUAUAAUUCCAAAAGGAUGCGAGUAUCACGAUUUACUAAUUCCUACUAGUGAUUCAAUCAGAAAUAAUUACUUCCUACAUUUAUGUGUGAAAAAUAAAAUACAUCUUCUUGUAUCUGGGCCUACUGGUACUGGUAAAACAUCUAAUAUUGUGAGUGAAAUCAAUAAAAAUUAUUUUAACGCAGAAUAUACAAAUUUGAUAACAGCGUUUUCAGGUUAGACCUUAGUAAAUUAGGUUCAAAAAACUAUAGAAGCUAAAGUAAAUUCAAGAAGAAGAAAAGGGUACUUUGGACCAGAAGAAGGGAAAAAGUACAUUGUAAUCUUUAUUGAUGAUUUGAAUAUGCCAGCAAAAGAAAAGUAUGGUGCACAACCUCCUAUUGAAUUGUUAAGAUAAUGGAUGGAUACUGGAGGAUGGUAUGAUUUAGAAACGAAGGAACCUAAAUACCUUUAAGGAAUUACAUUUAUUGCAAGUAUGUUGCCUCCUACUGGUGGUAGAAAUGUAGUCAGCAUGCGAUAUUUAAGACACUAUGUCCUCUUAUAUGUGGAACCAUUCGAAGGAGAUUCUUUACAGAGGAUAUUUCAGAAUGUGUUGGAAUGGUAUUAUGCUCGACAAACAAAUCCAUUUAUGAAAUCAAUUACAAAUCUCAGGGAUUAAACAGUGAAUGCCACUCUAGAUAUUUAUUAAUUAAUUUAAACCUGUAAAGAACUUUUGCCUACUCCAGCUAAAUCUCAUUACAUUUAUAAUCUUAGAGAUAUCAGUAAAGUGUUCUAAGGAAUUUCAAAAGGAAUAAUCAAAUCUUUUAGAGACGAAAACGAUUUCAUUAAGUUAUGGGCACAUGAAUGUCAACGAGUAUUUUAGGAUAGAUUGAUUAAUGAAGAUGAUCAAGGAACUUUUGAUAAGAUUCUAAAGGAAACCAUUCUGAAACACUUCAAGCGAGAUUGGAAACAAUUAGUGUAAAUUGAACCACUUUUAUGGGCAUCAUUUGUUCCCACUCUCUAUCCUGAUGAUGAUAAAACAAAGAGACCUAUGACUGACAUCUAUUGUGAAUUGACAGAUAGAGAGACACUUAAGAAAGUAUGUCAAGAGUAAUUAAAUGAAUACAAUUCUCAGUACACAAGCAAUAGAAUGGAAUUGGUGUUAUUUAUGAAUGCAAUCCAACAUGUGCUUAAAAUAGUGCGUGUUGUUAAUACUACAUUCGGUCAUGCAUUAUUGGUUGGAGUUGGAGGAUCUGGAAGAAAGAGUUUGGCUUAAUUGGCUUCAUUCAUAGCAUUUCAAAAUGAAACGUUGCAAGUGGAUUCAAGAAAUUGGGUAGAAGAAUUGCAGAAGGUUAUGAAGAUGGGAGGAAUCGAUCAAAAAGAAUUUGUGUUUAUGUAUUCAGACACUUAGAUAAUCAAGGAAUCGAUGGUUGAGGAUAUUUGUAAUAUCUUGAAUAAUGGUGAAGUGCCUAAUCUAUUCCCACCUGAGGAGAAGAGUAAAAUCAUUGAAGAAAUGAGCAGUUAUACUUCUGGCACACCAAAUGAAAAGUACAGUUACUUCGUUCGGUAAUGUAAGAAGAAUUUACAUCUUGUGAUAUGUAUGUCACCUGUUGGAGAGGCAUUCAGAAGAAGAUUGCGUACUUUUCCAGCUUUGGUUAAUUGUACAACAAUUGAUUGGUUUUUACCAUGGCCAGAAGAAGCUCUUAGAUCAACUGCUGAUGCAGUAUUUACAAGAGACAUGAACAUCACUGAUACCAAAUUGAGAUAAGGCUUAGUGGAUAUAGCAGUCGAUAUGUAGAUGAGAGUCUCCGAUCUAACCAAAAGAUAUUAUAAUGAAUUAAGGAGAUACUAUUAUGUUACUCCAACUUCGUAUUUGGAAUUGCUUAACACUUUUAAGAGACUGAAAUCAGAUAGAGAUCAAAAUAUGAUUAAGUAAAUAUCUCGUUAUGAGGCAGGUGUUGAUAAGAUUAUCAUUACUGAGAGUGAAGUAAGUAAAAUGCAAAAGGAAUUAGAAGAUUUAUAACCAAAAUUGGAGUAGGCUACUAAGGACAAUAGUAUAAUGUUGAUUAAUUUGUAAAAGAAAUAGAAAGAAGCUGAUGCAAGAAAAUAGAUUUGUCAAUAAGAAGAGAAAGAUUGUAAUGUGCAAAGAGAUGCUGCAAAUGCCUUAAGAAAUGAUUGUUAAAAUGAUCUGGAUAAAGUGUUGCCCAUUCUGGCUUAAGCUGCAGAGGCAUUGGAAAAGAUUGAUAAAAAUGAUAUGGUUUAAUUGAAAUCGUUUCCUAAGCCUCCCCCUUCCGCAGCUAUCGUCAUGGAAGGAUUAUGUUACAUCUUCUAAGAGGAUCAAAAUGUGCCUUGGAAACCUAAGGAACCAGGAUCCAUAGAAAAAGUAUAAGAUUUUUGGGAGUAUUCCAAAAAGAAUCUUUUGAAUGACAAGUUGAUCAAGAGAAUUAAAGAUUUCAGAGAUGAUGCAAUUAGAUAAAUUCCUCAAGCCAAGAUCAAUAAAUUAAAAGCAUUUUCUCAAAACCCUUUGUUUUAGAAGGAUAAGGUAUUUAAUGCAUCUGUUGCAGCAGGUAAUCUAAGUUUAUGGGUUCGUGCUGUUGUAGAAACAUAUGAUGCUUUGUUAGUUGUGGAUCCAAAGAGACAACAAUUACUUGAAGCAGAAACCAAAUUGAAGGAAGCAGAAGAAACUCUAAGGGUGAAGUAAGAAGCAUUGCAGGAAGUGCUUGACAUGUUGGCUAAAUUGGAGGCAGAAUAUAAUAAGGCGAAAUAAGAGAAAGAGGAUUUAGAGGCUAAGGUCAACAAGUGCAAAAUCUAAUUGAGUAGAGCAGAGAAAUUAAUUACUGAAUUAGGAGGAGAGAAGGAGAGUUGGAAGAAGAAGGCUGCUGAUUUUAGAGUUGAUUCUAAAACAAUCGUUGGUGAUUGUAUACUAUCCUCAGGAAUCGUGGCAUAUUUGGGAGCAUUUCCUAUUGCCUAUAGAGAUGACACUAUAAAAGCAUGGCAAGGAUUAUUAGUUAAAUUGAAUUUGGAUUAUGAUCCAGAUUAUUCAUUACAAAAGAUAUUAUGUGAUCCAAUCACGAUGGGAUAAUGGACAAAUGUAUAAAAGCUACCAAAUGAUUCAUUUUCAAUCGAUAAUGCAAUCAUCUUAAAAAAUUCUACAAGAUGGCCCUUAAUGAUUGAUCCUUAAACCUAAGCCAAUACUUGGGUUAAGCAUAUGGAGAUGAAACAUGGAGAGAAUUAAUCGUUGGUGAUUGUGAGACCCACACAAUCUUAGAAUGUAUUAUCUAAGACAUUGGAAAGUGCUUUACAAUUUGGUCAAAGUGUGUUAUUAGAAAAUGUAGGAGAGAGCAUAGAUGCUAUUUUUGAAUCGAUUUUACAAUAAAAAAUUAUCAAGUAAGGUUCAGCAUAUAAAUUAAAAUUUGGAGAUAAAAUGGUUGAUUAUUCAAGAGAUUUCAAAUUCUACAUGACUACCAAAUUAGCCAGACCUCAUUAUCCGCCUGAAAUCUGUGUCAAGGUCACAAUGCUAAACUUCUAAGUUACUUAGGAGGGAUUGGAAGAUCAGAUGUUAAAUAUUGUUGUAAAGAUAGAGGAGCCAGCUAAAGACGAACAAAGAUAAAGGAAUAUUAAGGAAUUUUUUGAAAAUAAGAAUAAACAAAAGAUGACUGAAGAUAAUAUCUUAUAAUUAUUAUAGGAGUCCAAAGGAAAUCUACUGGAUGAUGAAGUAUUAAUUGAUACACUCCAAAGAUCUAAAGCAGAAUCAAUAACCAUUUAAGAUAAAUUAAAGAAGUAGGAAUAGGAUAGAGAACAAUUCAAUUAGAUUCGUAAUUUCUACAGAGAAGUGGCAAAGAGAGUUGCUAAUUUAUAUUUUGUUGUGUUGGAUCUUUCAUUAAUUGAACCAACUUAUCAAUGGUCUUUAGAAUUCUACAUUAUACUAUUUGAAAGAGCCAUCAGAGAAUCAAUUUAAGGAAAAGAGAAUAGAAGCAAAAAUAUAAUAGAUAAAUUUUAAAUAUCUUUAUAUGAGAGUAUUUGCAGGUCUCUUUUGGAGAAAGAUAAAUUAAUCUUCUCCUUCUUGAUGACAAUGAAGGUGAUGUAAAGUGAUGGCAAAAUAACUCCUUAAGAGAUUCGUUUCACUAUGGUGGGAGGAACCUACACAGAUCCCACAUAUCAUUAACCAUAAUAGGCAGAAUGGAUUUCUAAGAAGAUGUGGUGUUUGAUAACUGAGGCAGCAGAUGUAUUGGCAUGUUUCAAAGGAUUGCCUGAAUCAGUUACGAAGAAUCUUGAUGCAUGGCAAGAGAUUUAUGAUAGUUCUGAGCCGCAAACUCAAAAGUUACCAGAACCCUGGGCUACAAAUCUAUCAGCCUUUUAGAAAUUAAUAAUUUUGAGAAUUAUAAGACCAGAUAAAUUCGCUAAUGCAACACAGAAUCUUAUUAUUACAGAGAUGGGUAAGUAAUUCAUGGAUCCUCCUCCUUUCAAUCUGGAAUAUGCCUAUAAAGAUGCAGAUGCUUUCACACCUUUGAUUUUCAUUUUAUCUCCUGGUGCAGAUCCUCGUUUGGAAAUAUAGGCUUUGGCUGACAAAUUUGGGUUUAGAUAAAACUUUAUCCCCCUCUCUUUGGGUCAAGGAUAAGGAGAAAUCGCAACUAAUGCUAUAAAAGGAGCUGUGAAAGAUGGUAAAUGGGUAUUGUUAUAGAAUUGUCAUCUUGCUCCGUCAUUUAUGCCAGAAUUGGAGAGAAUUCACGAAUAGGAAAUAUGUGCUAAGCCAGAUGUGAAUACAGAUUUCAGAAUAUGGUUAACUUCAAUGCCAUCUAAUGUAUUCCCUGUGACUCUUUUAAUGAAAGGCAUUAAGAUGACUUAUGAACCACCCAGAGGAUUAAAAAAUAAUAUGCUAAGAAACUUCUCAUCAAUUGAUGCCAAAAGUUUUGAGUAAUGCAAGAAACCAGUCGAAUGGAAAAAAUUAUUCUUUGGAUUAAACUUCUUCCAUGCUGUUUGUUUAGAAAGACGUAAGUAUGGACCUCUUGGUUGGAACAUUCCUUAUGAGUUUACAUCAGCUGAUUUGGCAAUAUCAGUAUCUCAAUUAAGGAAUUUCCUUGAUACAUUUGAAGACAUACCAUGGGAGGCUCUCAAUUAUAUGGUUGCUGAAGCCAAUUAUGGAGGUAGAGUUACAGAUCCAAAGGAUAGAAGAUUAAUUGCCAUUCUACUCAAAUAAUUCUAUACGACUGAUGUACUAUAGAUUGACAAACAUAAAUUGAGUCCAAGUGGUACUUAUUACAUUCCUCCAAAUGGGGUUCUAGAAGACUACAAAGAGUACAUUAGAAAUUUACCUUUAAAUGAUUAAACUGAAGUAUUUGGACUACAUGACAAUGCAGAAAUCUCCUCAGCUAUUAUUGAAACCAAUUUCAUAACAUCGACGAUAUUAUCAUUACUUCCAAGAUCAACUGGGGGUUCAGGAGCAUCCGCAGAGGAUCUUAUAAAAGAAAAGUGUAAAUAAAUUUUAGCUAAAUUGCCUAAACGAUUCAAUGUUGAAGAGGCUGCUCGUAAACAUCCAGUUUAAUACAAUCAGAGUAUGAACACAGUAUUGCAAUAAGAAUUGAUUAGAUUCAACAAAUUAUUAUAAGCAGUGACACAAUCUCUGAUUGAUUUAGGCAAGGCAAUUGAUGGUUUGGUUGUGAUGAGUGCAGAUUUAGAACAGGUUUUCAACAAAGUGUUUGAUAAUCAAGUUCCUGAUAUUUGGCAUAAGGUGGCUUAUCCAUCACUUAAACCCUUAGGUUCUUGGAUUAAUGAUUUUAUUGAAAGGUUGCACUUUAUGCAAUUGUGGAUAGACAAUGGUGCACCACCUACCUUCUGGGUAUCUGGGUUCUUCUUCACUUAGUCCUUUUUAACUGGUACUCUGUAGAACUUUGCUAGGAAGGUAUUAAACUAUUUAAUCAUUAGUACUAAAUUCCAAUUGAUACAUUGUCCUUUGAAUUUAUAGUGAUCCCCCCUUCAUCGCAAGAGUAUGAUCUGACUAAACCACCAGAAGAUGGAUGUUAUGUUUAUGGUUUGUUCCUUGAUGGUGCCAGAUGGGAUGAAGAAAACAGAUGUCUUAAUGAAAGUUUGCCCAAAAUUCUGUAAUAUUCAGUGCCAUAUCUCUGGUUAUUGCCAAGUGAAGAGAAGAAGGAUUGGGAUGCUGAUACAUCUGUAUGAAAGAGAUUUAAUUUCAAUUAGGUUUAUGAAUGUCCAGUUUACAAGACCUCCAGAAGAGCAGGAACUCUAUCGACCACAGGUCAUUCAACCAACUUUGUUAUAUCUGUAUAUCUACCAAUUUCACCUGAUCAUCACCCCUACCAUUGGGUCAAAAGAGGAGUUGCAAUUCUCUGCUAGACAGAUGAUUGA